Hypomesus transpacificus is the source of this 2679-nucleotide messenger RNA. It is a transcript of the gene cmtm3, whose product is annotated as CKLF-like MARVEL transmembrane domain containing 3. Gene Ontology annotation, cellular component: membrane. The transcript has 5 exons. Bases 195 to 719 code for a protein of 174 amino acids. NCBI's taxonomy places the organism in Eukaryota, Metazoa, Chordata, Actinopteri, Osmeriformes, Osmeridae. The record is from RefSeq and is a predicted model, not a curated record.
GGUCAUAACAUCUGGAUGUUGCAGAUGUUGCGCUUUUGUGCCCUACGUUUCCGCAAUCCGCACUGUCAUCGUUUCCGUUUCAAUACCAAGAGGCAUCACGCAAUUGUACUUGCAUAGCGUUUUUCACUUUAUUAUCACUUCCAGCUCACUGGUCUGAACGGGAAAUAACAUCGAAAUAAAACAUAUUCUCCGCGAUGGGGGAUAUUGAGGCCCCCGAAACGACGCAACCGCGCCAGAAUGCAAUGCUCUCUAUUCUCCCGACAAAAGAGUUCGCCUGUUCGCGAAAAGGACAGCUUCUUAUAUCAGAAGUGGUUCUGUCGUUUGUUUGUUUCGUGUGUUUUGUGUCGUCCACGGCAGCAUCCUUUGUCUCGGCUCCACUCAUUGAGUUCCUGGCUGCCCUCUUCAUCCUCUUUGCCUACUCCACCAAGAUUAACCAGAAGUUCAAGGGCUUCCAUUGGCCGCUCACGGAUUUCCUCCGCUGUGUUAGUGCAUCCAUUAUCUUCUUCAUCAUAUCCAUAAUCUCAGUGUCUAAGUACACAGAUGGAGCCUCAAAAGCUGCUGGGGUCUUUGGCUUCAUAGCCACCAUUGUUUUUGCUUUAGAUUUCUACUUCAUUUUCAAUGAACUGGCAGACUUCCUGAAACAGGGAGGAGGAGGCUCUGAUGAGCCAUCCAGACCACCUGAUAACUCAGAUGAUGACUCAGAUGAUGAUUCUGACUGAGGAGCCCCACCCCCCAGGGACUGUUCUGACCCUUCAACAAGGCCAACAGGAAAUGCGCCUAUCCUCCAACCCCCACCACCCGCCCCAUUUUUGCUUCCUUCCUCCCUCAACCAAACAUGUUUAACCUUGCUCCAGAAGAUCUCCCAGUCCUACAGGUCCAGGGUCUAGUGGAGCCAUGAAAUGUGGCACAUGCUUAGGAUAACAAUCUAUCACUAGGAAAAAUUUCCUUUCAACUGCUCUACUAAUAUGACGCUGGGGAAUCCCCUCUUCGCUUCCUUUAUUUUGGUUUUGUGCUCAAUAUAGUGGUGUGAAGGGGUCACAGACGCAAUGAGAAUGAUAUUCUAGAUAUUCUUGAAGCUCAACUUGUUUGACUGUUUCCUAGAAGUUAUUUUUCUACAAAUCUCACAAUGCCCCCUCCCUUAGCAAUAUUGUAACCCCCCCACACACACACACAUCACCAUCAGCCUUUUUAACGUUGUCCUCCUCCCCUAGAAACUCACCUCCUAUUUUAAGUUGUGGCAACUUUCCUUUUUAUUUUGCAUCUCUUUUUGGCCGUACUUGUUGUCACAGUUGUUUUGUUUGUUUGAGCUGCACUAGAAUCCUCUCAUUUGUGAUUGUGUGUGUGAAAUGUACACUGUGUAUAUGUGGUGUUUGACUGCAUUUGUAAAUGGUACACCAAUCACGUUGCCUCUGAAGACAUGACCGGUUUGUUCACAACAAGGCCAGCCGUGUAGAUCCAGGGAGAGAGGAUCCUCCUGACUCUGCUUCUGGGAUAAAUAUAUUUCUGUUAUUGUUUCCAAAAAAAAUCAAACAUGUUCAAGCUGAGUGUCUAAUCAUUUUAAUGUAAGACAAGGAGUGUCACAAAUAGACUAGUGUUGUUUAAUCUGUAGCGAAUGUUUUAAAUACAAAAAAUACAGAUUUACAAAGGACGGCUGAUUCCUCCAGUUCCGGGGACACCUGACUAUCAUUUACCAAGCACCUCACAAAGUAAAGAGGAAAUUUGAAAAAGAGAAUACAAGCAAAAAACUUCACUUCAAAAGUCCACUUUUACUAAACCAUAUUAGGCAUGUGGAAGGAGCACUUGGGCCACCUAUGUAAAGGGACUGCAAGCCUGACAGUAAAGGUCAAUUCAAGGUUAUACAUAAAGCCUUUUAAUUGGUUCCAACAGAAGGCUCUGGUCACACUCAAACUUGCUAACAGCGCAUCAUCAGCUUCUAGUAGCUUCCAUCCAUGCAGUGCUGAAGGCAUCCAAUCAGAUGUCACCUUAAUCUGUGUUGUAUGACAUCAUAGCCAACUAGCGAGAGAUAACUUUCCUACGGCUAGUGCCCUCUAAAUUGGAGUUAGUAUGAUGCAGUACAUAACACGACUGUGGUACAAAGUAUUGAUAGAUAUAUGGGAUGGCAUUCCUGACGGAGAAGCCCAGGCAUUUCAUACCAAUUCAGUUCUUCAUUACAAUGAAAUAUAAAUAGAAACAUUUGAUUGUCUAUUCAUCCUCCUCUAUUCUUGUCUAUCCAUCAAUUAUUAUUAACAGUUAUCACGGUCAGUUCAGUUCAUAAAAAUCAAACAUUUCAGAUUUGUUACAUCCCAUCCCAAAAAGUCAUUCUUGGUCCACUUUGUCCUCCGAUAGGGAAUGGAGUUGGUUACAUUGCUUGAGUUGGAGCAGUGCCACACAUGAACAGGGGGGGGAGCUCUUCAGUGUUGCUCCUGUAGUAACAGAGCCAGACAAAGCCAGGGCCUGUAUGUGUCCAAUAGCUCAGUGUUCUGUACAAGGCUCCCCAGGGUAAGAGUUGUUAUCUAGGAUUAGUCGUAACUUCUGAAUAGGUUCAUUACCAAUAUAUCAGGGAUUGGAUCUGAUUCUAGAUCAGUAUGAGACUACUGGUAUUAUAACUGUUCCUUACUAUAAGCAGCAAGGACUUGUGCAAGACACUACACACAAUGGAAUGACAGUAAAAAAAGAAAA